This is a messenger RNA of Benincasa hispida (wax gourd), 1753 nucleotides long. RefSeq names its product hydroxyproline-rich glycoprotein family protein. NCBI's taxonomy places the organism in Eukaryota, Viridiplantae, Streptophyta, Magnoliopsida, Cucurbitales, Cucurbitaceae. The record is from RefSeq and is a predicted model, not a curated record.
GAGGUAUAAAUUGAUAUUUGCCCUAAUUUAUUUUUAAUUCAAUUUUGAACAGUUUUUUUUUAAAAAAAAAUAAUAAAGAAAUAAAUAAAUGAGUAGAGUGGAAGUCCCAAUUUUAUGCAACAUAUAAUUUGCUCUUUCGCUUUACCUUCUUCUUCAAAAUCACAGCUCAACUACGCUGUUUCAUGGAGCCAAUCAGCGACCCACCACCAUUUUGGUCGCCGGUGCACCGCCGCAGGCCUAGUUCGGUGAAGAAAAGCUGGGAUUCCAUCAAUGUUUUCCUUGUUCUGUUUGCGAUUAUCUGCCACAUUUUUGCUAGACGAAACGACGACGUACCGACCGCCGCCGACGGAGAUAACCAUGGUUUUGAUCGGAGAACGGUUGAUACCGGUGGAGUUAAGGUGAACGGGGACUCGGAGUUAUCGCAGCAGUGGUAUGGAUUUGCGGAGAGGAGAUUUUCCGAUCCGGCGGGGAGAACGCCGGUGACGACGAGGUUGAGGAGGAAUAGCUCUUAUCCAGAUCUGAGGCAGGAAUCGCUAUGGGAAAAUGGAAAUGAUGGGUACCAGUUCCGAUUUUUUGAUGAUUUUGAAAUAAACAAGUUUCGUUCGCGAUCCUUCGCGCAUCAAACUCGAGGAAGUGAAAGAGAAGAAUCACCGGCGGAGAUUAAGGUUAUUCCGGUUGAUUCGUUUGUGGCUAAUUCCUCGUCGGCGCCUCAGAGAAUGAAGUCUCCUAAUCCUCCGCCUCCACCGCCGCCGCCGCUGCCGGUUACUCAGAGGAAAUCGAGGCGGACGUAUCAGACUAUCCAGAAAAAGGAGGAAGUUCGAGAGGUCCAUACGGAGAAUAACGCUGAAUUCGUGAAGUCGCAAUCGCCGCCGCCUCCGCCGCCACUUCCGCCGCGAACAGUUAUUCCUCCGUCGCCGGUUCGUGUUCGAUUAGAGGAGAAAUUUGGAAAUAGUGUGUGGAAGAAGACAAAUGUUAAGAAAGAGAUAGGAAUGGCGUUGGCUUCACUGUAUAGGAAGAGAAAGAAAAAACAGAAAGCUAAAGAUGUCUACGACGCCGACCGACGAUCUCCAACCGAACAACGACCGCCGCCGCCACCUCCACCUCCACCUCCUUCCGUCUUCCGCAUAUUCAAAAAAUCAAGCAAGAACAAGAGAGUUCACUCCGAAUCUACACCGCCACCGCCGCCGCCUCCGCCUGUCUCAUCGUCAUCACGUUCAACAAAGAAGAAAAUCCAGAUCCCGCUUCCACCUUCACCGCCACCGCCACCAUCAUCACGCCGACCGCCUCUACCGACGAGCGUCCAUAAUUCCUACAUCGAAAACCAAAGAAUAAACAGCCGGGCACAGAGUCCCACAGCAACAAUUCCACCACCGCCGCCGCCGUUCAAAACGACGACGGACGUAAAAUCCACAGUUCGAAGCGACACUGUGGAGUCACGGAGCUCCGAAACCUCUCGUUGCGGAUCUUCGGAUCCAGAAAACGUCAAUCCAUCAUCGAUUAAGGAGACGCCGGAGCCGUUCAGCGAAGAGAACGGCGGGCCGGAGUGGGGCCGGUGUUCUGUCCAGCCCGGACGUUAACGUAAAAGCUGCAAAUUUCAUUGCAAGGCUGCGAGAUGAGUGGAGGCUGGAGAAGAUGAAAUUCGGUUAGAGAGAGAGAAAGAUGGGCCAAGGCCAAAUUACGAGAUAAAGACGGGCCUUGGCCCAAAUUAGGACUCUGAUUGUGGUUUUUUUUUUCAUCUCUCAGAGCCUUUCCU